AUGGCAAAACGACAAGCAAUUCCGGAAAACAAGGAGCUCGCCGAAUACAAGCAGAAGCUGUUCGCCGAGGCAGAACGACUCAUCAAAGAGGAAUUCCCGAGAAAAGUGAUUGAAUUCGACGCCCUGCUCAAGAGCCCACGGCUCUCGUACGACCGUCUCUCCGAGAUUCUUCCCGAUAAAUCUAUGAACAUCCCGGUGCCAGAGGUUGAGGUAAACUAUCGAAGACCUACUCAUCUGAUCGAAUAUUAUAUAUAUUUUCAAAGUCUUAUUUUCCAGAACGGAUCGACCGAACAUGAGCCAGCAACGAAGAAGAAGCGUCUCGCAAGUGGAGUUACAGAGUCGAAGGGAUCCGGCGGUCCACCAGUGUACGCAUUCAUCUCGGGGACCGUUCCGUGCAAUGACAGCCUCGCCAAACUGAUGGACGAAGUCCGCCCGAAGCUCCGUGACGCUGUCGAGCAGACGAACACCAUCAAGAUGUGGAUCACCCUUCUGAUCCCUCGCAUCGAAGACGGCAACAACUUCGGAGUCGGCAUUCAGGAGGAGACACUGGCCGAAGUGAGAAAUGUGGAGAGUGAGGCGGCGUCGUUCCUCGAUCAGAUGAGCAGAUACUUCACGACUCGCGGGAAGCUCAUAACGAAGAUCGCCAAGUAUCCGCACGUCGACGACUACAGACGCGCCAUUCUCGACAUGGACGAGAAGCAGUUCAUCAAUAUCAGGUGCGAUUGGAAAUUAUCUGCGGUUUCAUUUAUUUGUCUCCCUUCAGACUGGUGGUUCUGGAAAUGCGCAAUCACUUCUCGACUCUCCACGAUAUGAUCAUGAAGAACUACGAGAAGAUCAAGGUCCCUCGCAACUCGAACACCGAACAUCUCUAUUGA
Caenorhabditis sp. 36 PRJEB53466 is the source of this 875-nucleotide messenger RNA. NCBI's taxonomy places the organism in Eukaryota, Metazoa, Nematoda, Chromadorea, Rhabditida, Rhabditidae. The record is from the annotation of a GenBank genome assembly.